AUGAAUGAAAAGGUUAGUCAAUUGCCUCCUGAUACUGAAGAUCCUAUUGGAAAAAAUGAUGUAUUUGCACAAGUAGUUGGGCAAGACAAGCAUGGGCAUGUACGGAUGUAUGGUUUUGGUAUAUGUCCAACUGAUGUGUGGGGUGAUGAACCUAGUCGAAGUGGAUCUCAGCGACUAGUGUUGGAUCAAAAACAUGAAAUGUUAGAGAUGAAGGCAAAAUUUGCUCAGCAAGAGGAACAAAUUAAAGAUCAAGCAAGAGAACUUGCUAAUCUGAAAGCUUAUUUAGAGCAACAAAAUGGUCAUAACUUGCUGAAUCAAUCAAGAAUCACUUCAACAUCAUCUAAUCAUAUCUCAACCUCAAGUUCCAGUCUUAGACCUCUUAAAGAGGGAGACUGGAUUUCUCUUUUUAGCUUAUAUGAGCCAACAAAAGUUGUGGCAAUUGGACGGCUUCAAUCCCUUGAUCCUUCUACAAUAGUUGGGGGCCAACCACUAGGUUCGAAUUGGUGUGAAGUACUAGUUCAAGUUGUGGUUGAACGUGAUGAGCAUUUGAUUAGGCCUUAUGUGCCUUUGCAGACAAUUGCUGAUUCAAUUGGUGCUCGGCCAACAAAACUAGUAAAAAUUUGCGAAGAUUGA
Messenger RNA from Coffea arabica (coffee), 633 nucleotides. Lineage: Eukaryota; Viridiplantae; Streptophyta; Magnoliopsida; Gentianales; Rubiaceae. The record is from RefSeq and is a predicted model, not a curated record.